AAUAUAUAUAUAACUUUGGUAAAAGCUCUCAUUUGUUUUACACAAGUGUAUCUGAUAUGAGUUUUAUGUAAUAAAUAAAUAAAGCAACAGAAACAAAAAAGUCUUGGUUGCUUGCUUUGCUGUAAAAUGUAUGAAAAGAAGAAUUGAGCCGCAAAUCGAAAUCUAGACAUAUUAAAAUAGAAAUUCUGAGAAUGACCCCUUUCAUUUUCGUCAUCCCAUAAAUCUUGUCGACCCCCGGACGGAUUUCUUUCUUUCAUUCUUGACUCCUCCGAGUCCAAAGGGAUAUGAAAUUAGAGUGUUAGGUUUAUGCAGCAACCGCAACCGAAGAUGAAGAAGAAAGUAGUUACCAAUCGAAGCCGUUUAACAAUUGGGAUUUUGCUUGCAUUCUUCAUCCUCACCAAUUUCUGGAUGCUUUCCCGGAUCCAAGAUUCGCCUCCUCCUCCUCCUUCUUCUUCUUCUCUUAAAUUGCGUUUCCUCAAAUCAAAUUCCUCCACACUCUCACUUCCGUCUCAGGACCAACUGAGAAAGAUUGCAAAAGGGAAGAAGCCGCAUAAAACUGCUUAUGCAAGGCUCUUAUAUAAAGCUGCUCAUGCCUUGGCUGAAAAUCAGUACAAAUCUACAGAGCCCAAAGAUUUGUGGCUGGAACCCUAUCAUGCUGUUGCAUCAUUGUGGCAACCUUGUGCUGAUCAGCGUGUUUGGAAACCUAGUGAGGGAAACAAUGGUUACAUUUUGGUUACUGCAAAUGGUGGUAUAAACCAACAGAGAGUAGCUGUCUGCAACAUAGUUGCAGUUGCAAGACUACUUAAUGCAACUCUUGUUAUUCCCACCUUUAUGUUCAGUAGCGUGUGGAGAGAUACUAGUCAAUUUGCAGAUAUAUAUCAAGAGGACUUUUUUAUUGAUUACCUGAAACCCGAUAUCCGUAUAGUGAAGGAAUUGCCAAAGGAGUUACAGUCACUGGAUCUUGAAGCUAUUGGUAGUGUGGUGACGGAUGUUGAUAUUGCAAAAGAGACAAGACCCAGUUUUUACUUGAAACAUAUUCUUCCACUUUUAAUGAAGAAUAGAGUUGUUCAUUUUGUUGGGUUUGGGAAUCGUUUGGCAUCUGAUCCAAUACCAUAUCACUUGCAGAGACUCCGAUGCAGAUGUAAUUUUCACGCCCUGCAAUUUACUCCAAAAAUACAAGCAACAGCUGCCUUGUUGAUUCAGAGGAUGCGUCAGAAUGCAACGCAUUCAGGAAUAUUGGAUGAAAACCUGGUUGGACCGUUUGCAAAGUCAAAGGGAAAAAUCAAAAAAGAUUUCCGAUACUUGGCUUUACACUUGAGGUUUGAAAUCGACAUGGUAGCUCAUUCUUUAUGUGAUUUUGGUGGCGGUGAAGAAGAAAAGAAGGAGCUGCAAGCAUAUCGUGAAAUUCAUUUUCCUGGAUUAGUGGAGCUAAAUAACAGCACUAAGGUACCCCAACCAGAGAGACUGAAGGCAGAAGGUCUGUGUCCCUUAAUGCCUGAGGAAACCGUGCUUAUGCUUGCUGGCCUUGGUUUCAAGCGUGAGACACGAAUGUAUUUGGCAGGUGCACAUAUUUAUGGUGGAAAAUCAAGGCUGGAUGCUUUAACGACACUGUUUCCUAAUAUGGUCACUAAAGAGGACCUGUUGUCGCCAUCUGAAAUUGAACCUUUCUUGAACUUCUCAUCUCAGCUAGCAGCACUAGACUUGAUAACAUGUACAGCAUCGGAUGUUUUUGCCAUGACCGACUCAGGGAGUCAGUUAUCGUCUUUAGUAUCAGGUUACAGAGUAUACUAUGGUGGAGGGAAGAUGCCGACGAUCCGACCAAAUAAACGCAGACUGGCAGACAUUUUCAUGAAAAACGACACGAUCGAAUGGAAAGUUUUUGAAACCCGAAUCCGGAAAGCAGUGAGACAAAACAAACGGGUGUUUUCACGACCCGUAGGAAGGAGUGUAUAUAGAUACCCUCGUUGCAGUGAAUGUAUGUGCAAUACACAAGAAGCUAUUCGUCCUCCUCCUCGAUAAUUUGGUAAUUGUUAUUUCUCUAAUUCAUUUAUUGUUACAUUAGUGUUGUAUGUUAUAUGAUGAGAUCAGAUAGGUUUCAAUGUAAAAGUAAUAGCUAAGGUGUUAUUUUUUUUUAUAAAAGUAAUUUAAUUUUAAACUUGGCGUUGUUCA
This is a messenger RNA of Helianthus annuus (common sunflower), 2169 nucleotides long. RefSeq names its product O-fucosyltransferase 15. Lineage: Eukaryota; Viridiplantae; Streptophyta; Magnoliopsida; Asterales; Asteraceae. The coding region runs from base 307 to 2019 and encodes 570 amino acids. The record is from RefSeq and is a predicted model, not a curated record. The transcript is spliced from 10 exons.